GCUGGAGGCUCACCACCAUACCAAUGAUGACUGCUUGUGCACUUGAUGACAGUAAUCACGCCAACGGGUAGCUGCUGGUAGGGAGUAAUCGGCAAGUUAGGACAUGGCUGACCGAGUAUUACUCGGCCCCCGCCAAGGUACCUAUCCAUGGAUGGGUGUGAUGAAAUGCAGGUACCGGAGCGGGCCGCCGUCCAAGCCUUGCAUAGAAGGUGAGGAUACCCUACCUACCUACCUAACUAGGUCGUCACAUUUAUUAGGACACUUAUUAGCACGAAACGCAGCAAUUACGCUGUCCAUCUUGCCUACCUUGCCCUACCUGGUGAGGCUCGCCUAUCCAUGGUUGUCUUUCGCUUGGCUCGACGUCGGUCAUGGAACAGAAACGGAUCGUGGUAACGGCACUCGCACUUCUCAUUGGUGCGUUCAGCAGCCGCGCUGGUGCAUCAUCGUCGAAGUGCCGGUACCUGCCUGGGGACGCGAAAUGGCCAAGUGCAGCUGCGUGGGCCCAACUCAACCACACCGUUGGAGGGUCACUGAUCGCAGGUCGGCCUCUGGGUCGGCCUUGCUUUGAGCCGGGCUUUGAUGCCACGGAAUGCGCUGCCAUCAAGGCCGAAUGGACAUCCCUGGACACCUUUCUUGCGGAUCCGGUCAAUGUCAUGUCACCGUACUGGAUGAACAACUCAUGCAACCCCUUCUAUGGGCCCAGCGGGGCAUGUACUCUCGGAAAUCUCGCCGUUUACGCCAUCGAUGUCCGCAAUGCUCAGGAUGCUGUUGCUGGCGUGCGUUUUGCCCAGGCCAACAACAUCCGACUCACCAUCAAGAAUACGGGCCACGACUUCUUGGGACGCUCGAGCGGUGCGGGAUCCCUGGCAUUGUGGACACACAACAUCAAGGACAUCGCCUUCUUCAACUACCGCGGCCGCGACUAUGCCGGACCCGCAGCGCGGCUUGGCGCGGGCGUCCAGUACUCCGACCUCUAUCCUGUCGCCAGCGCACACGGCCUUCGGGUCUUGGGCGGAUCCUGCCCGACCGUGGGCGUCGUCGGAGGCUUCAGCCAAGGCGGCGGCCACGGUCCGCUCUCGGCCAAGUACGGUCUGGGUGCCGACCAGGUCCUGGAAUGGGAAGUCGUGACCGCUGACGGCAGGCACAUCACUGCAUCGCCUUCGCAGAACGCCGAUCUGUACUGGGCCUUGCGCGGCGGCGGAGCCGGCAACUACGCCGUCGUGCUCUCGGUUACUGUCAAGGCGUAUCCAGAUGGCCCGGCAGCCGGCGCAGGCUUCACGUUCGCCAACGAAGACGAGAACACCUACUGGGCGGCCGUAUCGGCGUUCCUGAAACACCUCCUCGUUCUGGACACUCUCGACGGCUACAUGUCCGGCUUCACUCUCACAGCGCAACAGUUCGCGCUCGACUUCGCCCUGCUGCCCGACGCCGAAGCGGCAGACGAUGUCACCGGCCCGCUCGAGCCGCUGUUCGCCGAGCUCGACGCGCUCAACGUGACCCUCGUGAGCAACCGAGCCAGUCUCCACCCUAACUUUGCCGACUGGUUCGACACGUGGGCAAAGCCCAUCUACUACGGCACCAACGACUCCGUCGGGGGCCGUCUGAUCCCGCGGGCCGCAGUCCGGGACAAUCUCCCGGCCCUGGUGGCCGCCUUUCGCGACAUCGCGGAGAACAGCAGCGCCGUGGGCGGGUCGGCGCUGAACGGCGUCGCCGUCAACGUGACGGAGGCGCGCGUGGGCUCAGCAGCCGCGUCCGGCGCCAGCGCGGUGCUGCCUGCCUGGCGCGAGGCGCUCUUUACGCUCAACUUUGGCAUCCCGCUUGCCGAGGACGCGAGCUGGGAGACCAUCCGCUUCGGGCAGCGAUGGAUCAACGAGAAGCAGGACAGACUGCGGGCGGUAACCCCUGGCGGGGGCACGUACAUGAGCGAGGCGACGUGGGACAAUCCGCACUGGAAGGAGGACUACUUUGGCGUGAAUUACGAGGCGCUACGCGCUGUCAAGGCCAAGUACGACCCCGAGAAUCUCUUCUGGGCAAAUGCCGCGGUCGGGAGCGAUGCCUCGUGGGAGCCUGCGGCAGAUGGAAGACUCUGCAGUAUCUCGGGUAGUACUAGUCACUAAGUACCGUCACCAUGAAUGAGCACAAAAUUCCUUGUGGGUUUUUGGCAGGCAGAAUUAAACGACUCGUGGAAGGCACGUGUGUCUGCGUCGAGGCGGCAGGACGGGUGUGGUCGGAGAAUACCUUUAUCGCGUUA
Messenger RNA from Thermothielavioides terrestris NRRL 8126, 2251 nucleotides. RefSeq lists its product as uncharacterized. The record is from RefSeq and is a predicted model, not a curated record. Gene Ontology annotation, molecular function: FAD binding; oxidoreductase activity. The coding region runs from base 369 to 2117 and encodes 582 amino acids. The transcript has 2 exons. NCBI's taxonomy places the organism in Eukaryota, Fungi, Ascomycota, Sordariomycetes, Sordariales, Chaetomiaceae.